Molecule: messenger RNA, 480 nt
Organism: Lichtheimia ornata
Lineage: Eukaryota; Fungi; Mucoromycota; Mucoromycetes; Mucorales; Lichtheimiaceae
Exons: 3
Coding region: 1-480 (159 amino acids)
Source: RefSeq, a predicted model, not a curated record
AUGGAUGUAUCACAUCAGCAACAAACAACAAUGUUACGUGUCCUUUUGGUGUUGUCAAGGUGUAUCCAUCUCUCAUGGCAUUCAUCAUCAAGUAUCGCUUGGAGAAACGGCUAUCAGAAUUGGUCACUGUGUCGACAUCUCUACAGCAAGGAAAUGUGUUCUGAUUACUGGGUGGCAUCAAACAUUGUGGAUUCUCAUAUGACACUGGUUGCGGUUGUCAAGGAUACCGUUUCCAUGGUUUUGGAAAUCAGCUACUUGCAAGUCGUCUCUUUAUCGGUGGAUCUUCAGAGCAAUGUUUUUAUCGGUGCCAUGGCGGAUCUCAUUCCUCAAGUACUUGUAUGGAUACCUUGGACAUUCUCUUGGCAAGUCAAUAUCCUCGCCAUCGUUGGCAGUUAUGAUUUACAUGCGACAGUGUGGUCAGCCCUAUCUUGGCCCUAUCAAUUGCAUUUGAUGAUUGCUGCCUUAGCCGUUGGAAGUUAG